Molecule: messenger RNA, 1624 nt
Organism: Musa acuminata AAA Group (dessert banana)
Lineage: Eukaryota; Viridiplantae; Streptophyta; Magnoliopsida; Zingiberales; Musaceae
Exons: 2
Coding region: 147-902 (251 amino acids)
Biological process (GO): response to desiccation
Cellular component (GO): plasma membrane
Source: RefSeq, a predicted model, not a curated record
CCCCACUAAAGAAACAGUCGACACCUUCACGAUCACCGCCACCAACUCACUGGCUUCUUUUGAGUCACAAAGUUUCAAAAAGACGGACCGAAAGACUCGAGGCUCCAAAAUCCAAACACCAGAGACGUUGGCGGAUCUCGGUGGCGAUGACUACCCCAACGAACCUCGCUGAGGACCGCCACCACCAUCUUCCGUACCCUCCGCUCGCCGGCAGCCGGCACCGUCAUUACAUUGGCCGGCCCAUCUCGGCCCCCUCCUCCGCCGCCUCCUUCAGGGGCUGCUGCUGUUGUCUAUUCCUCCUGCUCAUCUUCGUCGCCCUCCUCGCCGUCGCCGUCGCCCUCGUAGUCGUCCUCGUCCUCAAGCCCAAGAAGCCCCAGUUCGACCUCCAGCAGGUGGCCGUACAGUACCUCCUCGUCGCCCCCACCACCUCCUCCGCUUCACCCACCGUCUCCGCCCUUGGCGGGGCCGCCGUCCGAGGGGCACAGCCGACGGCGGCGUACCUGUCGCUCAACAUCACGCUGCUGUUCCUUGCGGACAACCCGAACAAGGUGGGGAUCCGGUACGAUGCGGCGGCGCUGGACGUGAUGUACCGUGGGGUGCCGCUGGGGGUGGCAACGGUGCCGGGGUUCGAACAGCCGGCCCAGAGCCGUCGCUUGGUCCAGACCCGCGUCGUCGUCGACCGCUUCAACGUCAUGCAGUCUGAUGCCCUCGACCUCGUCCGCGACGCCGCCCUCAACGAUCGCGUCGACCUCCGCCUCACCGGCGACGUCGCCGCCAAGAUCCUCGUCCUCGGCCUUUCCUCCCCCAGGGUUCAGGUUUCGGUGGAUUGUGCGAUCGAGAUCAGCCCUAGGAAGCAGUCGCUCACUUACAAGCGGUGUGGAGUCGACGGAUUAAAUUUCUGAACCGAAAAAAAUUUUAAGAGAAAAGUCUUAUUUUCCUUUUUUUCCCCCCCUUUUCUUUGCAUUUUGAUGGAAGUCGUAGUUUUUCUGAUCGAGUUGGCUUCGGGGCAAAGCAAAGUAGGCAUGCCGUCAUUGCCAGGGAGGUGCCCAGAUGUCCAUUUUUCACUCUCCUCCCAUUACAUGAGCCUUUUGUUUUGUUGGGUCCUCUUGUGCUGGGAGAGGAGGCAGGCAGGACAUGAGUACAGCUCUUCCUAACCUUGGUUUGUUUGAUGGAUUCUGGGUGAAAUGUUCUUAUUGAUGACUGUGAGCAAGUAAAAAAGAUGAGGAUGGUAUCCAACCUACUUACCUACUGUUCUUGGCCACUUAUUUUUGUUAAGAUCUGGUAUCAGGUUGCCCGUUUUCUAGUCCACAACAUGGAACUUCAGCAACUCCACUUUUUUACUCUCGGCCUUAGCUACAUGACUAUCUCAAACAUGUGCAGUGCUCCGUUGCUCCUCCUUGAUAGGAUCGCAUUCAACAUGGGCCUUUGUCAGACACAGUUGACAACUACAUUUGCUGCUUCAUCAAGUUACCAAAUUUUAUUUUAGGCAUUGUGCGAUUGCAUCAGCUGUUAUUUCAGGAUGUUGGUUGCAAGAUUUUAUCAUGUACCUUUUGCUCUAGCAUUAUAAUUAUAUUAUUGUAGGUUGGUGUUUCAACAAGGAAAUAAGAGACAUCAUAUUCCAUCU